Paramecium tetraurelia is the source of this 576-nucleotide messenger RNA. RefSeq lists its product as uncharacterized. The record is from RefSeq and is a predicted model, not a curated record. Lineage: Eukaryota; Ciliophora; Oligohymenophorea; Peniculida; Parameciidae. The transcript has 5 exons.
AUGAGAUCUGAAUCUGAAAGCGAUUCUGAACAUUUCGAAUUUGUCUAAAGCUUUUUUCAUCUCAUUUAAGAUAUUAAUAAUUAUUGCCACAAUAAAGCUUAGAGGAAUAGAACUGCAAAAUUCAUGAAAAAUGCUAAAGCGCGGAGAAAAAUUGGAUAAAUAAAUUUCAGAAUGCCGUAGAGUGCAGAUCAAAAUGUAUCAGAAAUAGUCUCCUUCAAUAAAAACUAAGCAGAGAAAUUAGUCAAGCCGAUGAGAAAUUAAACAAAAAAUUUGGAGAAUUCAAAAGUCGAAACUUUUAUUUGCAACGUUCAUUAAAUACUUAGGGAUAUUCAGUUGAAAUAAUAAAUCUUAAGAAAUGUUUAAAAAUAAGUUUAUUUGAAUUUAAUUUAAUACGACAAAAAAUAGCCCUCUUAAUUGCAAUAAAAAACAAGCUGCUUACAUGUAUAUUUGGCUGAAAAAAUUUACGCUGAUUAAAUAAAAGAUUCUGCCAAUUAUCAAAUCAUUCAUGAAACUCCAAAAAUCGCAAUCCCCUUGUUCAAAAAUAUACCUCAAACAAGAAAAGGAAGUAAGGAUUGA